AUGACCGGCGACAUUUGCUCGAAGGACGCGUGGAGCAAGCCGAACAUCAAGGGCACGCCGCCGUCGCCUCGCGACAGCCACACGAGCACGGUGGUGGGCAGCAGGAUGUUCGUCUUCGGCGGCACGGAUGGGUCGUCGGGACUCAACGACCUCUACAUGCUCGACACCUCAACCAACACGUGGACGCGGCUGGCGGCGCAGGGGGACGUCCCAGCAGCGCGCGAGGGGCAUGCAGCAGCGCGGGUGGAGGGGCUGGUGUACGUGUUUGGCGGGUGUGGCAAGGCGGGCGAGGGGGGGACGGUGGACGAAACCGCGGCCGCACACAAGGGGCAUGCAGCAGCGCGGAUGGAGGGGCUGGUGUACGUGUUUGGCGGGUGUGGCAAGGCGGGCGAGGGGGGGACGGUGGAUGAGACGUAUUACAACGACGUUCAUGUGUUCAACCCUGACACAAUGCGGUGGGCGAGGGUGGCGACAACAGGCACGGCGCCAUCACCCAGGGACAGCCACAGCUGCUGCGCGUGGGGCAACCAGCUGAUUGUGUUUGGCGGGGAGGACUCGCGCAACUGCUACCUCAGUGACGUCUUUGUGCUAGACACCAGCUCGCUGAUGUGGAGGGAGGUGAGGGCGAGGGGGCAGAAGCCCCUGCCGCGAGCAGGGCAUGUGGCGGUGACAGCAGGGCGCUACAUGGUGGUGUUUGGGGGCUUCACGGAUGAGCGCCGCCUCUUCAACGACCUGCAUGUGCUCGACCUCUCAUCGGAGCACUGGCAGCAGUACACACCCACAGGGGACGUGCCUUCGCGCCGCUUCUCCCUGUCAGCCGACCUGCUGGACACAGUAUCGGGCAAGAUGAUGCUCUUUGGGGGCUGCAAUGACGACUUAGAAGCUCUGGAAGAUGCCUACUUCCUGCAUACAGGUACGGGCUGCUCACAGGUGUGGUAUAGCAUACACAUGGGUAAGAUGUUGUUGCUGGGAGCUGACCUGCUGGACACAGUAUCGGGCAAGAUGAUGCUCUUUGGGGGCUGCAAUGACGACUUAGAAGCUCUGGAAGAUGCCUACUUCCUGCAUACAGGUACGGGCUGCUCACAGGUGUGGUACAGCAUACACAUGGGUAAGAUGUUGUUGCUGGGAGCUGACCUGCUGGACACAGUAUCGGGCAAAAUGAUGCUCUUCGGGGGCUGCGACAACGAUUUGGAGGCUCUAGAAGAUGCCUACUUCCUGCACACAGUUUUCGGGUCGCAUGCAGUGGAGUUUCCCCGGCCACGCGUGCGGCGAAGGUCCUUCGACUCGAUGCCCAUGCCCAUGGAUGCACGCAUGGGCAUGGAUGCUGGCGUGGGCAUGGGGGGAGGGGCCACGCCCAUGGGCAUGCGCGGCAAAAGGGGGGAGAGUGGAGAGGGCGCGUGGAGGUGGGGCGCGGAGGGUGUGUAUGAGGCUGGCGGCAUGGAUGAGGAUGAUGAUGGGUAUCGACCCCCUGCCAGACGCAUGCGAGUCCCACAAGUCUCACCAGCCUUGCCGCCCGGGCUGCACCCAGCGGACCUGAUAGCGCCAGCGGGCAGGGAGGUGCCGUUUGAGGCGCAGAUCGUCGAUGUCUUCCACCUUGGCUACUGCCUGCGCGCCACUGUGGCCGGCCGCCCCCUGCACGGGCUGCUCUUCUCCUACGACCCUUCUUUUGCCCAGGCUGCCUUUGCCCGCCAGGCGCAGUAA
Closterium sp. Naga37s-1 is the source of this 1701-nucleotide messenger RNA. NCBI's taxonomy places the organism in Eukaryota, Viridiplantae, Streptophyta, Zygnematophyceae, Desmidiales, Closteriaceae. The record is from the annotation of a GenBank genome assembly.